GCGCAAAAGAGCCAAGAAGAAGGCUCAUCCGCUCGCCUCCCCAUUGACGUCAGUCCAGUAUCACAUGAACCGGCGCGGACCAAUCGGCGCGGCGCUGCUGGAGAGAGCUGGCUCGUUUACAGCAAGAUAGGGGGAAAAUACGGAAUCAAAGGAAACCGAGCCAGCGAGCCUGUAAUGAGCACAGAACCCCACACAGGAAGCGAGAGCCGCCGCAAUCGGAGGUUUCUUCCCUUUUCGUCCGUGUGCCCGCGUCUUUCCGCAGCUGGAUCUAUUCGUUUUGCCUCGGAAAUGGAUAAGGCCGUGGCCCGAACAUAUUGAGUUGCUCGUUGGCAGCGGAGGGCAGUCGACACGCGCACCGCGGACGCAUUUCGUGGAGCAUUGUGCGGGCAGGAAAAUGGUGGAUUGUUUACAGUGUAUAAUCAAAUGCUUCCGCCGCGUGGAUAUCCUGCCAUAAAAGUGUCGGAAGGCUCCUUUAGCGCCCGUCUCGGGUAAUUGGUCGUGUUGGAGCAGCACUAGGUAGGAAGGUAGGUAGGUAGGUAGGAAGGUAGGUAGGUUCCACCCCCCCUCCCCCAGCUCGAUCACACGGUGCUCCUCUUUUGCUAUACUGUACAUGUAGCUUGUGUCUUGUGUGGCUGUCUCGUAUAAACCCAUCGCCUCGUUUCGGGAAAACGGUUGGAUUACUCAGUGAUGGAUUUCAACAGCGCCGGCGGAGGCAACGAGCUGCACAACAACCAGUUUUAUCAGUGCGAGGAGAGCAAGCCUCUGCUGGGGGACAUGUCGGAGGGCAAUAAUAACGCCAAAGUGGCCGCGGGGCCGUGCAAGAGGAGCCUGCAAUACUGCAGCGGCAGCGGGAUGCGCUACAAGCUGCUGCACGAGGGCGACAUCCAGGUGUGCGUGCUCAAACACCCGCGCACCUUCCUCAGCAAGAUCCUCACCUCCAAGUUCCUGCGCAGAUGGGAGCCGCAUCACCUCACGCUCAGCGACUGCAGCCUGACCUCUGCCACCCCCACUGGUUACAUGGAGACGUCGUUGUCCUACAGCUCAAUAGAGGACUUGCAGCUGCUUUCAUGGGACAAUGCACCAAAGUACUGUGUCCAGCUCAGCUUCCCUGGUGGCACAGUCCUGUUGCAGGCUGCUAACAGCUACUUAAGGGACCAGUGGUUUCACUCCUUACAGUGGAAGAAAAAGAUCUACAAAUACCGUAAGGUGUUGAACAAUCCAAGCCGCUGGGAAGUUGUGCUGAAGGAGAUCAGAGCGCUCGUAGACAUGGCUCUGACCUCACCUCUGCAGGACGAGUCCAUCCAUCAGGCCCCUCUUCAUAUCAUCUCUACUUUGCUGGCUGAGAACUCUAAUCUGAGUACACAGGAUCACGAGAACAUCAUUGUGGCCAUUGCACCUCUUCUGGAAAACAACCACCCACCGCCAGAUCUUUGUGAGUUCUUCUGUAAGCACUGCCGAGAACGGCCACGCUCCAUGGUUGUUAUAGAAGUGUUCACUCCUGUGGUCCAGAGAAUCCUCAAACACAACAUGGAUUUUGGAAAGUGCCCUCGACUGCGCCUCUUUACUCAGGAGUACAUCCUGGCCCUCAAUGAACUGAAUGCAGGAAUGGAAGUUGUCAAGAAGUUUGUUCACAGCAUGCACGGGCCAACAGGGCAGUGCCCUCAUCCACGUGUCCUGCCUAACCUGGUUGCAGUAUGUCUUGCCGCCAUUUACUCCUGUUACGAGGAGUUCAUUAACAGUCGAGACAACUCUCCGAGCCUGAAGGAGAUCAGAAAUGGCUGCCAGCAGCAGAAUGACCGCAAGCCUCCGAUGCCUCUCCGCCUGCUGCGCCCAGAGCCCCCAACGCCACCUUCUACCACCCUGCUCCCCCUCUCCUGCAACCCCAGUCCUCCUCAGCCACCUCCUCCUAUUCCCCCAAACCCUCCACCAUCAAUCCCCAUAUGCUCCCCAACACCCAGCCUGCCCCUCUCUCCUCCUCCGUGUGUUGUCAACUCCAGCGAGAUCCUGGUGGAGUUAGAGCGCAACAAUAACUCUGCCAACACAAAGCGGAAGUCAGAACACGACAGUGAACCCAACCUCAUCGACUGUCUACUGGUCAGCCCAGCCGUCAACACUCUAUCCAUCCAGCUGCCUGCGCAGGCGGACCGUGUGCUUGGGUGUUUUGCUCUCAUCCUUAAGAUGCUGUCGGAUUAUGACGACUGGAGACCUGCAUUGGCCAGCCUGUUGCAGCCCAUCCCUUUUCCGAAAGAGGCCCUUGCACAUGCCAAAUUCACAAAGGAACUGAAAUAUGUCAUUCAGAGGUUUGCAGAGGAUCCAAGGCAGGAGGUCCAUUCCUGCCUACUCAGUGUCCGUUCAGGAAAAGAUGGCUGGUUUCAACUCUAUAGUCCAGGAGGGGUGGCCUGUGAUGAUGAUGGAGAACUGUUUGCCAGUAUGGUUCAUAUCCUGAUGGGAUCCUGUUAUAAGACCAAGAAGUUCCUCCUCUCUUUGGCUGAGAACAAGCUUGGCCCCUGCAUGCUAUUGGCCUUGCGUGGGAACCAGACAAUGGUGGAGAUUCUGUGUCUAAUGUUGGAGUACAACAUCAUAGAGAACAAGGACACCCAGCUGCAGAUCAUCUCCACCCUGGAGAGCACCCAGGUGGGCCGGCGCAUGUACGAACAGCUCUGCGACCGACAGCGAGAACUUAAAGAACUGCAAAGAAAAGGAGGCCCCACCCGCCUGACUCUUCCCUCCAAAUCCACGGAUGCAGACUUGGCUCGCCUGUUGAGUUCGGGUUCUUUUGGGAACUUGGAGAAUCUCAGCCUGGCCUUUACCAAUGUCACCAGUGCCUGUGCCGAGCAGCUCAUCAAGCUGCCUUCGCUCAAACAACUUAACCUGUGGUCCACUCAGUUUGGGGAUGCAGGACUGCGGUUGUUGUCAGAGCACCUGGCCUGCCUUCAGGUGUUGAACCUGUGUGAGACCCCUGUCACUGAUGCUGGUUUACUGGCUCUGAGCUCCAUGAAGAGUUUGUGUAGUCUGAACAUGAACAGCACCAAGCUUACAGCUGACACAUAUGAGGACCUCAAGGCCAAAUUGCCCAACCUGAAAGACGUGGAUGUUCGGUACACUGAGGCGUGGUGAUCGACCGCUCGCGCGCCCUGUAUGGGUCGCCAGACUCACACAAGAAGCAUAGCCACUCUGAAAACAGUUAACAAAAAAGGGUUUUGUUGUGUCGUCUGAUAUCUCAGACGUCACUCAUCAGAAUGACCUUACUUUGACGUGUGCGUGCGUGUGUGUGAGGAGAGGAUACAUACAGUAGAUGGCAUCGCUAGGAAGGAAGGUUCCAAUUUUCUCCAACAAAGAAAGCUUUAUGGACCUUGUUGCUCACCUUGCUACUGCUGUCAGUGUAUAGUGGACCCUUUUUUUGCUAAUGUGAUCAGAGGACAUUCAAGGACCUGCUAUACUGUAACAAAACUGAUAUUUUUUUCUCCCAAUAGCCUUCCUGUAAUAUGUUGUCAGAUAUUUUGUCUGUUUCUUAACCGGUCCAAAUCCAGCUCUGAUGUUUUGUGGAAAAGAGUAAUGCCUGCUCUGAGACUUCCACGCUCUCUUUUUUCUUUUAAAUCUCUCAUUUAGCUCAUGUGAUGAAGCGCUUACAUUCCAGCUCUUCUCUGCACUAAUCCAAGAUGUAGCUAUAUUCAAACAGACUUGUUUUACUCUUAAUCACCUCAGUCCCAGUGUCAUUCUCCAGUUGUAUUUUCCGGGUCCCUCUUCCAGCUUUUCCAAGACUUCAGUUGGGAACGGUGCUGCCUUUGUGAGUUGUUCAGACUGUGCCUGCUCCUCAUUUACAAACACAUUCAAAGGCAACACAAAAAAGUUUCUACCAGGUUAAAUGAACAUAUUUUUCCACGCAUCUGGCUUUCUUAUAUUGUGUGUUUAUAUGAAGAUGAAUGUCAGGAAUGGCAUUUUAACAAACAGUUUGGGAUCUCUGUAGGAGAAUUUAACAGCGAUAGCAAAAUAUGUCCCUUUUUAAUUCGUCAGUGUACAUACUGAUCAGCUCCCAUUACUAUUAAAUAGGACUUUGGUGUAGCAGUAGCUGGGUGGUCUGGGACUGCCUGUUAUUUAUAAGGCUCUUUUAAGAUCUGGGAUUUUAAUCCUGGCAGUAUCGAUGUACACAGACUCUGUUCUUUUUAGUUGUUUAAUUGCUUCUUUUUUGACACAAAAUACAUGAAGCCAACCUAGAGCGUACCCAUACAUGGAUUUCUCUGUACUAUGCCAUGGUGGUCACAUAGAUCUGUUAAUGUACACCUGUAUACGAGACCCAUCACCAGCUAAGAGUUUGUAUAUUUUCAUAUGCUCUGUAUUUUGUUCCCGAUUGGAAACAGUUGGACAUGGAGCAAGGACACUUUGCCAAAACAUCAAAUUUGUUUUUUGUCGUUGCAUCAAGCAAACAUGCGCUUCUUACUUACACCAGGCUGGUGAAGCAGAUCUUGUGAUGAGCUGUGCUAAGACGCAGUCUGACCUCCCUUGCCAACGUCACACUGCAGACGUUUUUUUUCCUGCUGCAUUUAAAUUGGUGGUAUUUUUAAGGUUGUUUAUAAAUGGAAUAUUGGGACAAUUCAUGUACAUAUAUCGAGUUGGGCUAUAAAAGACACUGAUUUGGGGGGGAAAAGACAACUUUUAGCCAUAAUUGUCCCUCUACAUUCCCUCAAAGCGUUGUCCGUGUACUUUGGCAACGUUGCAUUUUACAGUAUGUGGUUAUUGCCCUGCCUCACUGUAAGUCAGCCACUUUUGUCUUGUGUAUGUGGCUCCACAUUGAGACAAAACAAGACAAGUCCACCUUUUUCAGUCAGUUCUGUUCCAUAUGCAUCUAUUUCCGUUGUAUGUGCCACCCUCUGAAUACACCCAAGUUGUUAAUACAAAGCAAAAGUUACAACAGAGAACAGGAUGCCGUCCACUCCAAGUUAUUUACUAUUUAUUGGGUGAAAUGCAGUUUUCUGCUUGGUCAGUAGAUUUUAUGGUCAUCCUCAUCCUCGCUACCUUUCAUAUCCUGUAUAAUGUACAUACCAUUGUAUAUAGUCUUUCUUUUCAUGUAUUGAAAUCAUUUUUAAACCCUUUUCUUCUUUUCUGUAUUAAUCUUUGCCUUCCUUUAUCGGUGGGCUGGUGUUGCCUUCAUUUAGCAAUCUGUGUGGUUGUUUUGUUGUUUCACACAAAGUGCACUGUAAUCGAAAUCAUUUUUUUCAUUUCAUAAUAUGUUUAAGUUUCCAGCUUUACACAUUUAAUGACAUAAAUCAGAUGUUUUGUUGGUGUUGUUUUCAGGGUUGUUUUGCAUGUACGUGUCUCUACAUCAUCUUGAUAUUUUCACUAUUGUUUGUUUUUUUUAUGUUUGAAAUCGUGAUAAAGGGUCUGAUCACUAUCUGAGGAUAAGUACUGAAACUGAAACUCGGGUUUGUUUUUUUUCCGUCAUCCUUUUAUAGGCCGUGACAGAUCUUGUCAUGUUCUGUAAUUAUUAGUGUAUUGUUAUUAUUAAAAAUAAUAAUAAUAAUAAUGUACCAUGGCGGCACGGUGGCCGACUGGUUAGAGCGUCAGCCUCACGGUUCUGAGGACCCGGGUUCAAUCCCCGGCCCCGCCUGUGUGGAGUUUGCAUGUUCUCCCCGUGUCUGCGUGGGUUUUCUCCGGGCACUCCGGUUUCCUCCCACAUCCCAAAAACAUGCAUGAAUUGGAGACUCUAAAUUGCCCGUAGGUAUGACUGUGAGUGCGAAUGGUUGUUUGUUCCUAUGUGCCCUGCAAUUGGCUGGCAACCAGUUCAGGGUGUACCCCGCCUCCUGCCCGAUGACAGCUGGGAUAGGCUCCAGCAUGCCCGCGACCCUAGUGAGGAGAAGCGGCUCAGAAAAUGGAUGGAUGGAUGGAUGGAUAAUGUACCAUUAUUGGUGUAGACAUGUCCUAAGCUAUGAAUUUGCAAAACACAAAGACCACUAAAGUACAAAUAAAUAAAAAAGUCCUCCAAGAAAAGUACUGUAACCUUGUUGCCUGACAAUUUCAGGAGUAGCACAUUCAAUGGCCAAUAUUGUAGUUCAACUAAGGUCGUUGGGUUCUGAGACCCACAAACUAAUUCAAUUGAACUUUGCUGUAUUUUGUUUAUAAUCUGGUUAUUUUCUCAACUCCAGUUUGCUUGUUUAAUUGCUAAGAAGUAUACCUGAUUGUUAACCACUCUCAUAUUUGAAAACAUACUGCUGUGGCGGAAUCUACUGGUUGUGAUGAAUGAAUAAACUACAGCCAAAAUCACAGUAGUCCCUGCUACUGUGUGUCAGUUUUAUUCAUUUUUGGAGGGGUGCAUUUAAAAAAAAAAAAAAAAGAUAAUCAUUGAUUUUACAGUUGCUGGUUCUUUGGGCGGCACGGUGGCCGACUGGUUAGAGCGUCAGCCUCACAGUUCUGAGGACCCGGGUUCAAUCCCCUGCCCCGCCUGUUUGGAGUUUGCAUGUUCUCCCCGUGCCUGUGUGGGUUUUCUCCGGGCACUCCAGUUUCCUCCCACAUCCCAAAAACAUGCAUUAAUUGGAGACUCUAAAUUACCCGUAGGCAUGACUGUGAGUGCGAAUGGUUGUUUGUUUCUAUGUGCCCUGCGAUUGGCUGGCAACCAGUUCAGGGUAUACCCCGCCUCCUGCCCGAUGACAGCUGGGAUAGGCUCCAGCACGCCCGCAACCUUAGUGAGGAGAAGCGGCUCAGAAAAUGGAUGGAUGGAUGGUUCUUUGGAUUAAGCCAAGCUAUUUAUAUUCUUCUCCUCUCUAUUGAUGCAAAGCAAAUCCAGGUGACUGCAGCCUUGCAUUAAACAUUGGCACCAACCUCUUCUAUUUUCAGCAUGACAGCAAACGGCAGUCUUCCAAAAAGACAAAUUAUUGUUUUUUAUUUUUUUAUUUUUUUGGCUUACACUGUAUUGUUUUCAUGUCGCGGCUGAAUAGAGGCUACUACAUUUUGUUGCGUUUCUAAAUGUGGGGCUACAGUACCUUCGUCUUGCUAAAUGUUCACCUGCAAGUUUGUUCCUGAGAGAUCACUUUUUUUUCCUUUAAACUCCUAACAAUCAGCAAGUUUCUACUAUUUUAAAAUUCUCUGCAGUUUUGUUUGGGUCAUACAAUGUAAGGAGUAAUGUCAGAUUGAAAACUUGAGAAUUUGAUUUUGCAUUAUUCCUCCCUUGAAUUUUUGGGGCCAGCUGGAAAGGGUGCCCGUCUUGUUUUUAAUUUUUAGUCUUUCUCAGCAUUGAUCUGCUUCUACUGCUGGGUUAUUGUUAUUAUUAAUAUUAUUAUUACCAUUAUUAUUAUUGCUGCUACUCUUCUGUGGCUGUAAUAAAACACAAAAGAUCUUCAACAUGAUGUGAAAUAAUUUUAAACAAAAAUAAACUGUCUGUGAAUAUG
Messenger RNA from Phyllopteryx taeniolatus (common seadragon), 7379 nucleotides. RefSeq names its product c-Maf inducing protein (gene cmip). Bases 688 to 3117 code for a protein of 809 amino acids. The transcript is spliced from 21 exons. Gene Ontology annotation, cellular component: nucleoplasm; cytosol. Lineage: Eukaryota; Metazoa; Chordata; Actinopteri; Syngnathiformes; Syngnathidae. The record is from RefSeq and is a predicted model, not a curated record.